AUGGAGCAAAUAGGAAAAACAGGUGUAGCUGCCAUGCAUGCUGUUCUUUUAAAUGAAAAAAGCAUUCUUAUUAUUGACAAAGCUGAAGAAAAUGAAGCAAAACUCGAUUCGGGCGUCAGCGCUUUUUCAACCCUUUAUGAUAUCGAGAAAAACAACUACCAGACACUUGUGCUAGAGACCAACACAUUCUGCUCUGCAGGUGGAUUCUUGGCAAAUGGUACAUUUAUCAGCACAGGAGGAGCCGAGAGUCGGUCCAAAUGGAAUGCACAAAGAGGACACCAAUCGAUCCGUCAUUUUAUGGAUGGAGAAUGGCACGAAUAUGGUCAAAUGUUUGUCAAUCGCUGGUAUCCAACAGUUGAACAACUUCCAGAAGGUGACUUGAUCAUCAUUGGUGGAUCAAUACAAGGCACAAAAUGGAAUACAAAGGAAAAGAGUAGUCCAUCUUAUGAGUUUUGGCCACCAAGGACAACUGAACCGAUCACACUAGAUUUACUGUUACAUACAUUACCUUAUAACCUAUACCCCUUUGUAUUUCUAUUGCCAAAUGGACACUUGUUCAUUUUUGCAUCAACAAAAUCCAUUAUUUACGACUACAAUAACCAUAGAGUGAUCAAAGAAUUUCCAGAAAUGCCUGGUGUUCCUCGGUCAUAUCCGCUGACAGGAGGUGCCGUCAUGCUUCCUUUGGACCCUGAAAAGGAUUAUCAAGUAGAGAUUGUUAUCUGUGGAGGUGGUCCUCAUCCUCCUAGACGAGACAAGUUGGCUGAUAAUACCUGUGGUCGUAUCAAUCUUGAUGAUGAGCAUCCUAAAUGGGAAAUGGAUACUUUUGUUCACAGACGUAUCAUGCCAGAUGGUGUCAUUAUGGCGGAUGGUAACGUGUUAUGGGUCAAUGGCUGUCAGCGUGGUUAUGCAGGUUAUAAUAAUGCUAACCAUGACCCUACAUUUGAUCCAUUAAUUUAUCUGGCUGAUAAACCAAAAGGUCAUCGAUGGCAACAAGGGUUAGCCAACACAGAUAUUGCCAGAAUGUAUCACUCAGUCGCACUUCCAUUACCAGACGGAAGAGUAUGGAUCGCUGGCUCUAACAGUGUAGAUCCACCAGAUAUUCAUGCAGUCUAUCCAACCGAAUACCGUGUCGAAUAUUUCUCACCACCUUAUCUAUUUAAACCAAGACCUCGUAUAUCACAUGUACCUCGAGUUGUGGAGUAUGGUCAACACUUUGAUAUCCUCUUCCACUUUGAAGGGUCUGGCAGUGUGGAUCCUAAAAAGCUGAGAGUAGCUGUCAUGAGACCUGGCUUCAGCACUCACUCUAUGCAUAUGUCUCAGCGCUAUGUCUAUCUCGUUCAUGAGUUUAAAGGACAGUCUAUCAAAAUCACAGCUCCUCCUAACCCAAAUAUCUUUCCUCCUGGCGCUGGUUACUUGGUUGUUGUAUAUGACGGUGUGCCCAGUAAAGGAGUAGAGAUCUUUAUAGAAAAAUCCAAAAACGAUCUUCAAAUAUAG
Messenger RNA from Rhizopus microsporus ATCC 52813, 1494 nucleotides. RefSeq lists its product as uncharacterized. The record is from RefSeq and is a predicted model, not a curated record. The coding region runs from base 1 to 1494 and encodes 497 amino acids. Lineage: Eukaryota; Fungi; Mucoromycota; Mucoromycetes; Mucorales; Rhizopodaceae. The transcript is spliced from 4 exons.